AUGAAGAAAUGGCAAGAUGGUGUCGAUGAUUGUUACGAUGGAAGUGAUGAAGUAUGUCUGCCAUGGCAAUUCGACUGCCAAUUUGGAUCACCGAGAUGUAUUUCGAAAAACAAGUUGAACGACAAAACGAUAGAUUGUUAUUCUGGUUUCGAUGAGGGAUGUCCUGCUCAUUAUUUUGUUUGCCGAGAUAGGAGUGCAUGCAUUCAACCAUCCAAAUAUCUUAAUGGUUUCGCUGAUUGUGUUGAUAAGUCUGAUGAACCUUGUGCUCAAAACCAAUUUCAAUGUGCAGACGGUACAAAAUGUAUUCCGAAAUCUCAAUUCCAAGAUGGGAAAGAAGAUUGUGAUGAUGGAUCAGAUGAAGAGUGCACAACUUCACAAUUCGCUUGCCAGUGUGGAAGAGUGAGAUGUGUUUCUGACAAGUUCAUAAUGGAUGGAAAUUGGGAUUGCGAAGAUGGAUCUGACGAGUUUAUCAAUAAAUCUAUAGCCGCGAAUUGCACUCGAAACAACAAAGUCAACAUUGCCACCAACUCUCUUUCACUGGGAAAAUUGAAGUUUUGUUCCGGAAAGAAUCCUUGUAAGCCUGAAUUGGGACAAGUUUGUGUGAUAAUCGGCGGAACAUGGCGAUGUGUGUGCAAAUUAGGAACAUUUCGACCACUUGGAUCAGAAAAAUGUAUUCCAAUUGAGUUGCUGACAAGAUAUCGGAAUGCUCCAAGUAGUAAUUGCUCAAUCACUCUUGAAGAACAGUUUGGUCUACUUCAAGGUUUUCAAAACAGGGAUUUUUCGAAAACCCAGUUGGAAAGAUUUAACAAUAUUCGAAGGGCGCCAACUAGAACAUUAUCCGGAACUACUCCAGGAGGAAGCGAUGGUUUUCUUGAAAGUGGAACAGAAAGAAUUCCAUUUAUGUUUCAAGAAGAUAAAAACUAUGUCAGUGUGAUACCAGAUGAAAUAAUUGACAGUUACGGAACCAUUAUGACUCCACCGGAAUUCCACUUCAAUCGGGACGAUAUUCAAUGUGGAAACAAGACAUGCGGACUCCAUGAGAGAUGUCAACGAAAUACAGAAGGGAAGUAUGAAUGUGAAUGCAGAGAGGGGUUCGUCAUGUUCAGUGGAAACUGUCAUGAACUAGUCAACGAAUGUCUCCAGAAGAAGCAUGAUUGUCAUCCGGAUGCUCGAUGUGUUGAUGCUCUGAUUGGAUAUGAAUGUUUAUGUCGAGAAGGUUACCUGGAUACUUCAAUUGAACCGAAGGGAAGACCCGGGAGAAAAUGUAGAAAAUUGAUAAACGAAUGCACAAAUGCUAGUCUGAAUGAUUGUUCUCAGAAUGCCAGAUGUUUAGAUAAACCAAUUGGAUAUACGUGCCGAUGUCAAGAUGAUUAUGUAGAUGUUUCAUCUCAAGGCGCUCGGAAACCCGGAAGAAACUGUACUCAAGCUAUCAAUGAAUGCGCACUGAAUUUACAUAAUUGUGAUCCCCAUGCGAUUUGUCAGGAUCAACCAAUUGGAUAUUCAUGCAGAUGUCCAUUUGGAUUUAUUGAUGCAAGUCAAGGGCUAUUGGAGCCCGGAAGGAAAUGCGUUUUGGCCGAUGAAAGUGUUUCCAACUCAACAAAAACAACUCAAUGCAAGAAGGAUACAAGUGGUGAAACCAUAUGCAACUGCCUUCCAGGAUAUAGAAAUGUUGGAUCGAAGACACAUUUGGAUUGCCAACUAGAGAAAAGAGCCAACCCAUGUCAAGAUUAUUCACUUCAUGAUUGUGACCCAGUAGCCGAAUGCUUCUCAGAACAACCUGGUUAUUUCCAAUGUCAAUGUCCGAAAGGAUUCACUGAUGCAUCGUCAGACAAACGGUUUCCCGGUCGAAAAUGUGUGAGAGCUGUGGACGAAUGUGCAUUGGGAAGACACACUUGCGACCCUCAUGCUGACUGUAUUGAUACCCACCAGGGAUAUACAUGCAAGUGCAGAAGCGGAUGGUCUGACAUGUCUCUCGAUCCUCUCCGAAGUCCCGGACGCAGCUGUAAAAAAGCCGACAUGUGUUCCAAUAUUGACUGUGCCGCGGAAGCUGAAUGCCGUGAAACACCAAUUGGACCAAUGUGUCAAUGUGUAAGUGGAUACGUGGAUGUGUCAAGACAACAUGGAAGACCAGCUGGAAGAGUAUGUCGUGCUGUUGUGAAUGAAUGUGCUGAGGGACGACAUGAUUGUUCAGCUCAUGCAACAUGUAUUGAUACUGCUGAUGGAUUCACUUGUCGUUGUAAAGAUAGUUAUCGGGAUGAAAGCCCAGAUACUCUCAAACAUCCAGGAAAAGUUUGUGUUAGAACAGUAAUCCCAGAUCCACCAGAGUGUGACGUCAGUGAUCCAAUGAGUUGUGAUCCUGGAAAACGAGAAGUCUGUAUCUUUGUUGAAAACACCUACAAAUGCCGUUGUGCUAAUGGAUAUUCUCGUUUGCCAGAUGGAAGAUGUGUUGUGAUUAAUGAAUGUUCUGAGCCAAGAUUGAAUUCUUGCGGCAAGAAUGCAGAAUGCAUUGAUUUGGCUGAAGGAUACACGUGUCAAUGCCGAAGUGGAUACGCUGAUAUUUCUCCAGUUUCGCAGCCAGGAAGAAUUUGUAGAGCUCGUGUCAAUGAAUGCAGCAACAAAGAAAAAUACAAUGUGGAUUGCUCUGAAAAUGCAAUAUGCGUCGACACAGAACACAGUUAUUCCUGCCGUUGUCGUCCUGGGUUCGCAGAUGUUUCAGCUUCAUUCAACAAACUUCCUGGCCGUCGUUGUAUUGAAGCAGUCAAUGAAUGUGCUUCUCCAUCUCUCAAUGAUUGCUCGAAGAACGCUUUCUGUGAAGAUGCAAAGGAAGGAUACAUAUGUUCUUGUCGUCCUGGUUACGUUGAUAACUCUCCGAAUGCUGCUCGUCAUCCAGGAAGAAUCUGCACAAAACCAGUUGAACAAAUCAAGACGGAAUUGAAGGAUACUUCAUUCUCAACUGAUGAUGGAUGUGAUCCAAAGAAUCCGAAGUGUGGAUCAAAUGAAGCCUGUGUGAAUCGUCAUGGUCAGCAUACUUGUGAAUGUGUUGAGACUGCUUUCAGAUACACUGAUGGUAGCUGUAGAGUAUAUUCUGCUUGCUCCAAACGCAAUACUUGUGACAGAAAUGCGAUUUGCCUCAAUCGAUUCGAUUCUUACACUUGUCAAUGUCGUCCAGGAUACAUUGAUUUAUCAGUAGAUCUGGCUAAUGCACCUGGAAGAAUCUGUAAAGAAUUGAUCAAUGAAUGCGCAUCUUCCGAUAAUGAGUGUUCACCGUAUGCCAGAUGCAUUGAUGCCACUAAUGGAUACGCUUGUCAAUGUCUUGAUGGAUACAUUGAUGUGAGUAGCAGAUACAACAAACCACCUGGCAGACAUUGUACCAAUUCGAAUAACGAAUGUUCGGAGAAAUCUUUGAACACUUGUGAUGAGAACGCUGACUGCGUUGACACUCCUGAUGGAUACACGUGUCAGUGUUACGGUGGAUUCGUUGAUGUCUCUUCAAAUGCAAAUUUGCCACCUGGACGUGUGUGUACAGUACAGACAACUUGUCCAAAACAGAAAACUGAUCUCGUUUUCUUGAUUGAUGGAUCUGGAUCCAUUGGAUCGUAUGUAUUCAAAAAUGAAGUGCUUCGAUUCGUCAGUGAAUUCGUUGAGCUUUUUGAAAUUGGAAGAAGCAAGACUAGGGUUGGAUUGAUCCAAUAUUCUGAUCAAAUCCGUCAUGAAUUUGAUUUGGAUCAGUAUGGAGACAGAUCUUCAUUGCUGAAAGGAAUCUCGGAAACUCAAUAUCUAACUGGAUUGACUAGAACCGGUGCUGCAAUUCAACAUAUGGUACAAGAAGGUUUCAGUGAGAGACGAGGAGCAAGACCCCAGCAAAGCGAUAUCGCUCGAGUUGCCAUUAUUCUGACUGACGGAAGAUCUCAAGACAAUGUAACUGGACCAGCUGAUUCAGCCAGAAAACUUUCAAUCAACACAUUCGCAAUCGGAGUCACUGACCACGUUUUGGCCAGUGAACUGGAAUCAAUCGCUGGCUCGCCGAAUCGUUGGUUCUAUGUUGACAAAUUCAAGGAUUUAGACACGAGACUCCGAUCGAUGAUUCAAAAAGCAGCAUGCCCAUCUCCAACAAAACAAGAGACUCCAUCUGAUGAUGUUUGUAAUCCAAGAACUCAAACUGGAUGUGAUAGAAGUCUGAAUGAGCAUUGUGCCGUUGAAUCAGGAAGACCAAGAUGUGUUUGUCCAGAAGGAUUCACGAGACAUCCAUUAACACGUGUCUGUGGAGGAGAUCUUUGUAAUCCACAACUCAUCACUUCGUGUAUUUUCCCAGAAGAAUGCCAGAUUACUCCAUACAAAAACUUCCGAUGCGCUUGUCCAGAAGGGUACAACAGAGAUUACAGAAGUGGAUUCUGUGUGUCUAUCAAAGAAGUCCACAUCUCACCACAACAUGAUGCUAACUGCCAUAACGGAGGAGUACGUUGCUCUGAAAAUGAAAGAUGCGCCAACGAUGGAUCCGAUUGGUUCUGCGAGUGCUUGCCAGGAUUCGAAAGAAUCCGUAAUGGACAAUGUGCUUAUCCAGGGUCUUGCAAUCCAAACGAUCCAAUGUCUUGUGAUGUCAGAAAGAGACAACAAUGCCUUCCACACGGAAAUAUUUACACGUGUCAAUGUGGAAGAAAUGAAAAACGACACCCGAUCACUGACAUUUGCUUGAAAAACGAAUGUCUGUCUGGGGACCACGACUGUGAUCGAUCUGCUCGAUGCAUCGAUACAGACGAGAGUUACAUUUGUGCUUGUCUCUCCGGAUUCAUUGAUCAUUCUCCAAAUCCAACUGAAAGACCUGGAAGAGUUUGUGUUGCUCAGCAGAACGAAUGUCUCGAUGGAUCGAACCGAGCUUUGGUUUCGCAGAAGAAAAACGACGGAUCGGGAUGCUUGAUGACGAAACACAUUCUCCGUGAGCACAUAACUCUCCCAAUGAACAUCUUCCUCCACAAGCUGGCAUGGCCGAGUGUCCUACGAUUCCGGUGUAACUACGACGAGGUGGCGUCACACAUUUUCCAUUGA
Messenger RNA from Caenorhabditis remanei, 5043 nucleotides. RefSeq lists its product as uncharacterized. The transcript is spliced from 25 exons. The record is from RefSeq and is a predicted model, not a curated record. Gene Ontology annotation, molecular function: protein binding; calcium ion binding. Bases 1 to 5043 code for a protein of 1680 amino acids. Lineage: Eukaryota; Metazoa; Nematoda; Chromadorea; Rhabditida; Rhabditidae.